Messenger RNA from Helicoverpa zea (corn earworm), 1111 nucleotides. Its product is annotated as dioxygenase tasH-like. The coding region runs from base 100 to 972 and encodes 290 amino acids. Gene Ontology annotation, molecular function: zinc ion binding; ferrous iron binding; oxidoreductase activity, acting on single donors with incorporation of molecular oxygen. The record is from RefSeq and is a predicted model, not a curated record. NCBI's taxonomy places the organism in Eukaryota, Metazoa, Arthropoda, Insecta, Lepidoptera, Noctuidae. The transcript has 2 exons.
AUUAUCACUUAUUUAUUUAGUAUGACUAAUCAGUAUUUAUUCGUUCGUAUCGCGAGCACGUAUUUACUUUGACUGAUAAAUAAGAAAUUACUUGUCAUCAUGAAAUUAUUUAUAAUAGUAAUUGUAUUGUUACCCUUAUGUCAUUCCAAAAUGGAGGACGCAUAUUUCGCGCCAUCGGUAUUUUUAAAUCAUGGCGGCGGACCGUAUCCUGUUUUACGUGAAAAAUAUAAUGUGGAAAUUGGUGAUUCUUUGAAGAAUGUGUCUAAUUUUGUUGAUUUGCGCCGUUUGAAGGCAAUUAUUAUUGUUACGGCUCAUAGGGAAGAGGAAGUUGUGACUAUAUCGUCCGGGGGAAGACAUUCGUUGCUCUACGACUAUUAUAACUUUCCUCCUGAGAGUUACGAGUUCAAAUAUGAUGCUCCAGGGGAUCCAGAAUUGGCGGGAAAAAUACACGAAGCGUUCAGAAACGCGGGAAUCGAAUCAGCUCUAGACGACAAAAGAGGUUGGGACCACGGAGUUUUCAUACCAAUGAUGUUAAUAAACCCCAAAGCGGAUAUCCCAAUAAUACAAAUAUCUAUACUGAAAAACCAAAACGCAGCCCAGCAUUACGAAAUAGGAAAAGUUUUGUAUCAAUUUCGAAAAGACGCUGUCGCCAUAUUCGGUUCAGGGUUGUCGUACCACAACAUGAAAGAGUUCAAAAAAGCUGACCCGGAAAAUGAAAAAGAAAUAGUUAAUUUGGAUUUUGAUAAUUUUUUGAAUGACGUCUGCACUGGAGAUGAAGAAAAUCGCAAGAAAAUUAUCUUCUGGGAUCGGGAGAAAGGAGCUCUUGAUUGCCACCCGUUGGGCGAAGCGGAUCAUCUCAUGCCAUUAAUUGUAAACGCCGGUGCCGCUGGAACGCGCCCUGGGAAGAAGAUUUUUGAAUCCGUGUUUUUGGGUAAAUUCAAAUUGAGUGGUUUUAUGUGGGAUGAAAAGUGAAAAUAUUAUUUACAUAAAAAUUAUAAAUAUUUACUCCUUUAAUUACAUAAAAAAAUAUUUAGUUUUACUUCUAAUCCUAUAUAAUACAAUGUACACUAAUAUAAUUAAGAGCAAAAUUAUUAAACGCGAUAUUUAUUUA